This is a messenger RNA of Saccharomyces mikatae IFO 1815, 435 nucleotides long. It is a transcript of the gene EDC2, whose product is annotated as Edc2p. Lineage: Eukaryota; Fungi; Ascomycota; Saccharomycetes; Saccharomycetales; Saccharomycetaceae. The transcript has a single exon. Bases 1 to 435 code for a protein of 144 amino acids. The record is from RefSeq and is a predicted model, not a curated record.
AUGAUUUCCGAUACAAAACAUUCUUCUAAGGCUAAGAUCUUCACAAAGAAAAAUCUACCCCCCACUAUGGAGUACAUACGUCCCAGCAUGCCUCAGAUAUCAGUUCCACCGGCGCAAAAUCUGCCCAACGGCGAGAAACCAAACUUCGGAAGGUCUACGAAGCAACGUUGUGAACCUAGGAAAGGCACUUCCAGGACAAGACGCGGAGAUGAGGGAGCGACGAUGGUCACCGUCAACAUAGACUCCUUCCUUUGUGAUAAGGCCCCUAAAAAAAAAUCGAGCAAAAACAAGAAGAAAAAAUCAAGACACCACCAGAACACCGGGGCAUCGAUUGACGCAAAACCGCAUGCAGUGGCCCAUACAGUAUUUGCUGGCGCUUCCUUCACAACAGAUAUCCCACAUGAAGCAGCGUUACCUAAGCCUAGUUUUGUUUAG